AAAAUGAGGUCGAAGCCCCUGCUACAGUUACUGCUGCUGCUCGUCCUGCCUAGGAGCCUGGGGGCGAAGGGGUGUUCCUCUCCGCCAUGCGAGUGCCACCAGGAGGAUGACUUCAGGGUCACCUGCAAAGAUAUCUACCGCAUCCCCAGGCUGCCGUCCAGCACGCAAACCCUGAAACUUUCAGAGACUCACCUAAGAACCAUUCCCAGUCACGCAUUCUCAAAUCUGCCCAAUAUUUCCAGAAUCUACUUAUCCAUAGAUGCAACUCUGCAGCGGCUGGAGUCACGGUCCUUCUACAACCUGAGCAAGAUGACCCACAUAGAAAUUCGGAAUACCAGAAGCUUGACUUACAUAGACCCGGAUGCCCUCAAAAAGCUCCCGCUCCUAAAGUUCCUUGGCAUUUUCAACACUGGACUUAACAUAUUUCCUGACCUGACCCAAGUCUAUUCUACUGAUGUAUUCUUCAUACUUGAAAUCACGGACAACCCUUACAUGACUUCAAUACCUGUAAAUGCUUUUCAGGGACUGUGCAAUGAAACCUUGACCCUGAAACUGUACAACAAUGGCUUUACAUCAAUCCAAGGACACGCUUUCAAUGGAACAAAGCUGGAUGCCGUUUACCUAAACAAGAAUAAGUAUCUAGCAGUUAUUGACAAAGAUGCAUUUGGAGGAGUAUACAGUGGACCAACCUUGUUGGAUGUGUCUCACACCAGUGUUACUGCGCUGCCCUCCAAAGGUCUGCAGCACCUGAAGGAACUGAUAGCGAGGAACACGUGGACUCUGAAGAAGCUCCCACUCUCCCUGAGUUUCCUACACCUCACCCGGGCCGACCUUUCUUACCCGAGCCACUGCUGUGCUUUUAAGAAUCAGAAGAAAAUCAGAGGAAUCCUUGAGUCCUUGAUGUGUAAUGAGAGCAGCAUCCGGAGCCUGCGUCAGAGAAAAUCUGUGAAUACCUUGAAUGGUCCAGCCUACCAAGAUUAUGAAGAGGAUUCCCGGCACAACAAUGUUGGGUACAAAGAAAACCCCAAUUUCCAGGAUAUCCGCAGCAACUCACACUACUACGUCUUUUUUGAAGAGCAAGAGGAUGAAAACAUUGGUUUUGGCCAGGAGCUCAAAAAUCCCCAAGAGGAGACUCUCCUGGCCUUUGACAGCCAUUAUGACUACACUGUCUGUGGGGACAAUGAAGACAUGGUGUGUACCCCUAAAUCGGACGAGUUCAACCCCUGUGAAGACAUCAUGGGCUACAAAUUCCUGAGAAUUGUGGUUUGGUUUGUCAGUCUCCUGGCUCUCCUGGGCAAUGUCUUUGUCCUGUUCAUCCUCCUAACUAGCCACUACAAACUGACCGUGCCACGUUUUCUCAUGUGCAACUUGGCCUUCGCUGAUUUCUGCAUGGGGAUCUAUUUGCUGCUCAUUGCCUCUGUAGACCUCUACACCCACUCUGAGUACUACAACCACGCUAUUGACUGGCAGACAGGCCCUGGGUGCAACACAGCUGGUUUCUUUACCGUCUUUGCCAGUGAGCUGUCAGUGUACACACUGACGGUCAUUACCCUGGAGCGCUGGCACGCCAUCACCUUUGCUAUGCGCCUGGACCGGAAGAUACGCCUCAGGCAUGCAUAUGCCAUCAUGAUUGGGGGCUGGAUCUCUUGCUUCCUUCUCGCCCUCCUGCCUUUGGUGGGAAUAAGCAGCUAUGCCAAGGUCAGCAUCUGCCUUCCCAUGGACACCGAGACCCCUCUUGCUCUGGCAUACAUUGUCCUCGUUCUGUUGCUCAACAUCAUCGCCUUUGUCAUUGUGUGCUCCUGCUACGUGAAGAUCUACAUUACAGUGAGAAACCCACACUACAACCCUGGGGACAAAGAUACCAAAAUUGCAAAGAGGAUGGCUGUGUUGAUCUUCACUGACUUCAUGUGCAUGGCCCCAAUCUCAUUCUAUGCACUGUCGGCACUUAUGAACAAACCUCUCAUCACUGUCACCAACUCCAAAAUCUUGCUGGUUCUCUUCUACCCCCUGAACUCCUGUGCCAAUCCGUUUCUCUAUGCUAUUUUCACCAAGGCAUUCCAGAGGGACGUGUUCAUCUUGCUCAGCAAGUUUGGCAUCUGCAAGCGUCAGGCUCAAGCACACCAGGGCCAGAGAGCUUCUCCAAAGAACAGCGCUGGGGUCCAGAUUCACAAGGCCACCCAGGACACGAGGCAAGGUCUUCCCCAUCAGCAGGACGUCUAUGAACUACUUGAAAACUCCCACCUUACUCCCAAUAAACAAUGCCAAGUCUCAGAAGAGUAUAAGCAAACUGUUUUGUAGGAUUGAUUCUAUAGCACUCACAA
This is a messenger RNA of Ochotona princeps (American pika), 2321 nucleotides long. RefSeq names its product thyroid stimulating hormone receptor (gene TSHR). The coding region runs from base 4 to 2298 and encodes 764 amino acids. Gene Ontology annotation, cellular component: membrane. Gene Ontology annotation, molecular function: thyroid-stimulating hormone receptor activity. The record is from RefSeq and is a predicted model, not a curated record. Gene Ontology annotation, biological process: G protein-coupled receptor signaling pathway. The transcript is spliced from 10 exons. NCBI's taxonomy places the organism in Eukaryota, Metazoa, Chordata, Mammalia, Lagomorpha, Ochotonidae.